Messenger RNA from Conger conger (European conger), 2448 nucleotides. It is a transcript of the gene nlgn2a, whose product is annotated as neuroligin 2a. The record is from RefSeq and is a predicted model, not a curated record. Bases 4 to 2448 code for a protein of 814 amino acids. NCBI's taxonomy places the organism in Eukaryota, Metazoa, Chordata, Actinopteri, Anguilliformes, Congridae. Gene Ontology annotation, molecular function: signaling receptor activity; neurexin family protein binding. Gene Ontology annotation, cellular component: synapse; cell surface; postsynaptic specialization membrane. Gene Ontology annotation, biological process: synaptic vesicle endocytosis; postsynaptic membrane assembly; presynaptic membrane assembly. The transcript has 8 exons.
CGGAUGACGGACGCGAGCCUGGUCUGGCUCCUGGGCCUGGCCCUCCGGCUGGCCCUGACCUCCUCCCAAAAGACGCCGGAGGUGGGCGGCGCCAAGCACCCCAUGGUCACCACCAACUACGGCAAGCUGCGGGGCAUCCGCAAGGACCUGAACAACGAGAUCCUGGGCCCCGUGGAGCAGUACCUGGGCGUGCCCUACGCCACCCCGCCCAUGGGCGACCGGCGGUUCCAGCCCCCGGAGGCCCCCGGGUCCUGGCAGGAGGUGCGGAACGCCACGCAGUUCGCCCCCGUCUGCCCGCAGAACGUCCACGGCGUGCUGCCCGAGAUCAUGCUCCCCGUCUGGUUCACCGACAACCUGUACAUCGCAGCCGGCUACAUCCAGAACCAGAGCGAGGACUGCCUCUACCUGAACGUCUACGUGCCCACGGAGGACGGUCCGCUCACAAAAAAACACGAUGAAUCUUCGAUGAACAGACCGAGAGACGAAGAUAUCCGUGACCGGCGGAAGAAGCCGGUCAUGCUGUUCAUUCACGGCGGCUCCUACAUGGAAGGCACCGGAAACAUGUUCGACGCCAGCGUGCUGGCCGCCUACGGCAACGUCAUCGUGGUCACCAUGAACUACCGGCUGGGCGUGCUCGGUUUUCUCAGCACGGGGGACCAGUCAGCCAAGGGGAACUACGGCCUGCUGGACCAGAUCCAGGCCCUGCGCUGGCUCAACGAGAACAUCGGCCAUUUCGGGGGCGACCCGGAGAGGAUCACCAUCUUCGGCUCGGGGGCGGGGGCCUCCUGCGUCAACCUCCUCAUCCUGUCCCAUCAUUCCGAGGGCCUGUUCCAGAGGGCCAUCGCCCAGAGCGGCUCCGCCAUCUCCAGCUGGUCCGUCAACUACCAGCCCCUGAAGUACACGCAGAUUCUGGCCCGCAAGGUGGGCUGCAGCUUCAGCGAGACGGUGGACCUGGUGGAGUGCCUCCGGAGGAAGAACUUCCGUGAGCUGGUGGACCAGGACAUCCAGCCCGCCCGGUACCACAUCGCCUUCGGGCCCGUGGUGGACGGCGACGUGGUCCCGGACGACCCGGAGAUCCUCAUGCAGCAGGGGGAGUUCCUGAACUACGACAUCCUGAUUGGCGUGAAUCAGGGGGAGGGGCUGAAGUUUGUGGACGACAGCGGUUCGGAGAGCGAGGAAGGGAUAUCCGCGGCCGCGUUCGACUACACCAUCUCCAACUUCGUGGACAACCUCUACGGCUACCCUGAAGGAAAGGACAUCCUCCGGGAGACCAUCAAGUUCAUGUACACGGACUGGGCGGACCGCGACAACGGGGAGAUGAGGCGGAAGACCCUGCUGGCGCUCUUCACGGACCACCAGUGGGUGGCGCCGGCGGUGGCCACGGCCAAGCUGCACGCCGAGUUCCAGUCGCCCGUGUACUUCUACACCUUCUACCACCACUGCCAGACGGAGACGCGGCCCGAGUGGGCGGACGCGGCACACGGGGACGAGAUCCCCUACGUCUUCGGCAUCCCCAUGGUGGGCGCCACCGACCUCUUCCCCUGCAACUUCUCCAAGAACGACGUCAUGCUCAGCGCCGUGGUCAUGACCUACUGGACCAACUUCGCCAAGACCGGGGACCCAAACCUGCCGGUCCCACAGGACACCAAGUUCAUCCACACCAAGCCCAACCGCUUCGAGGAGGUCAUCUGGACCAAGUUCAACUCCAAGGACAAGCAGUACCUGCACAUCGGGCUGAAGCCCCGGGUUCGAGAUAACUACCGCGCCAACAAGGUGGCCUUCUGGCUGGAGCUGGUGCCGCACCUCCACAGCCUCCACGAGGAGUACCUGAGCUCCACCACCACCCGCCUGCCCGCCCCGGACACCCCGCGCCCGCCCCCCUGGAAGGGCCCGGGCCCGCGACCCACCCGCCACCCCAUGCCCACCUUCCCCCCGGACCCCGACCCCGAGGGCUCCGACCGGCCGGCCAUCCUGCACUUCCCGGGCAACACGCGGGACUACUCGACGGAGCUGAGUGUGACGGUGGCGGUGGGCGCCUCCCUCCUCUUCCUCAACAUCCUGGCCUUCGCCGCGCUCUACUACAAGCGGGACAAGCGGCACGAGCUCCGGCGCCGGCUCUCGCCCCAGCGCAGCCCGGCCAACGACCUGGCGCACAGCCAGGAGGAGGAGCUGAUGUCGCUGCAGAUGAAGCACUCGGAGCACGACGCGCACCACGACAUGGAGCCCCUGCGUCCGCACGAGAUCCUGCGGCCCGCCUGCCCGCCCGACUACACGCUGGCCCUGCGCCGGGCCCCCGACGACGUGCCGCUCAUGACCCCCAACACCAUCACCAUGAUCCCCAGCACCAUCACCGGCAUGCAGCCCCUCCACGCCUUCAACACCUACCCCGCCCCCACCCCCGGCCACAACAACACCCUGCCCCACCCCCACUCCACCACCCGCGUAUAG